Molecule: messenger RNA, 2869 nt
Organism: Esox lucius (northern pike)
Lineage: Eukaryota; Metazoa; Chordata; Actinopteri; Esociformes; Esocidae
Gene: vat1l
Product: vesicle amine transport 1-like
Exons: 9
Coding region: 126-1382 (418 amino acids)
Molecular function (GO): oxidoreductase activity; zinc ion binding
Source: RefSeq, a predicted model, not a curated record
UUUCAGCCCAGCCUUUGCCAAACUGCUUGCCAGUCUCCUCCACGAGAGAACCGAUUCGGUUCACACUGCGCAUUCUGAAUUAAGAAAAGAAGGACCAGAAGAAGCAAGCAUCCCCGUUCAGCGAUAUGAAGCCCACCGUCAUGGCCGAUGAAGGAGCUGAGAUGAUAGAGGAAACUGAGCACAUGAUAGAGAAGAAUGGUGAAAAGGAACCAGAAAAUGUAUUACCAGCUGGAGAUGCUAAAGAAAUGCGAGCUGUAAUACUGUCCGGUUUCGGGGGUCUCAACAAACUCCGGGUAACCAAGAAGGCGAUGCCUGAGCCACAGGAGGGAGAAGUAAAGAUUCGCGUCAAAGCAUGUGGCUUGAAUUUCCUGGACCUUAUGGUACGACAAGGGAAUAUUGACAAUCCUCCAAAAACUCCACUUGUCCCUGGAUUUGAAUGUUCUGGAAUAGUGGAGGCGAUGGGAGAAGGCACAAAGGGAUUUGAGAUAGGAGAUCGUGUUAUGGCUUUUGUGAAUUACAAUGCAUGGGCAGAGGUGGUUUGCACACCAUUGGAUUAUGUCUAUAAGAUGCCUGAUGAUAUGACUUUUCCUGAGGCAGCAGCCUUCUCCAUUAACUUCGUCGCUGCCUACAUGAUGUUGUUUGAGGUUGCGAAUCUCAGAGAGGGGAUGUCAGUUUUGGUCCACUCAGCAGGAGGGGGUGUGGGCCAAGCUGUGGCUCAGCUGUGUUCCACUAUACCCAGCGUCACUGUGUUUGGCACUGCCUCAUCCUUCAAACAUGAAGCUAUCAAGAACUCGGUGACCCAUCUCUUUGACAGAAACGUUGAUUAUGUACAAGAAGUUAAAAAGAUCUCUCCAGAGGGAGUGGACAUUGUCCUGGACUGUCUAUGUGGGGAGAACACUGGUAAAGGCCUUGGUCUGCUGAGACCUCUGGGAACAUACAUACUCUAUGGCUCAUCAAGCAUGGUUACCGGGGAAACAAAGAGUUUCUUCAGCUUUGCCAAAUCUUGGUGGCAGGUGGAGAAGGUGAACCCUAUUAAACUCUUUGAGGAGAACAAAGUCAUCGCUGGAUUCUCGCUGCUUAACCUCCUGUUCAAGCAGGGUAGGUGUGGACAUGUGAAGACGGUGGUGGAGAAACUCUUCUCUCUCUACAACCAGAAGAAGAUCAAACCUGUGGUGGACUCCCUGUGGGCACUGGAGGAGGUAAAAGAAGCAAUGCAGAGGAUCCACGACCGAGUUAACAUAGGAAAACUAAUCCUGGAUGUGGAGAAAUCUCCCACUCCAUUGAUGGCCAAUGACAGCACAGAGACCAGUGAGGCUGGUGAGGAAGAGGAAGAACACGAAGGGGAUAAUGACAACAAGGAGCGCAUGCCCUUCAUCCAAUAGGCCAAGGCACUGCAUCACAACUAGCCUGAUCACCUCAAAGAAAGGAAGUGGGGGAGGGGCAGAGAGUAAUCAACUCCCUGACCAGAUCUACGCAUCAUGAACUCAAACCGUUGUAUAGUAUGUUAGUUUAUGUCUGUCUGUCUGUGUGUGUGUGUGGGGGGGGGGGGGGGAGGGUGUGUGUGUUUGUGUGUGUUUGGGUCUGUUGGUUUUUUGUCUUCUUGUGUUGAAAAAUGUAUGAAAUACAUAUGAAACUCAUAAAACACUGGUUGUCAAAUUUGCCAAUCAACUUAAGUGCCAUUCACAACAAAGUAUUAUGAUGAGUAUUUUGUCGCUGACCAAAUUAUUUUAAGAGUUGCUAAGACCUAUCUGCAGCCUUGUUGUCGUUCAUUGUGUCCUGUGGCAACCCUAACAAGGGAUACAAGUAGGAACAGAUUGAAUAAGAUAUUAAAUGAUUGAGUCAUUGAUUAAGUUGCUUUUAGGAAAAAUGUAGUUUCAGUGUGAAAGAGAACAGCGCAUGAGAGUGAGAGUGUCAGCUACAGAAGUGAUAUCGACCGAGCUUUUACCUGUGUCUUGCAAAUAGAAAGAAGAGGGACAAAAUAUAUGUGUGAGAGGAAACAUCUCCACAAAAAGAUCUUCCCCUUUCACUAACCUCUAUUAUGAUAACUCAGAAGUGAAAUUAAUUUUGGUUGCUUCGUGAGCACCAAUGACUCUGAUUACCCUCUUACCAGUGAAUACACAGCCAACCCAGAGCAGAUCGGCCCAGGCUUUUUCCUUUUAUCUUCUGCAAUGAGUCUAUCAAAGUCACUCUCUGAGAUAAUUUCUCUCAUCCCUCAGGUUAUAGUCAGUGUGUGAGCUAGGAGAAGAUGUUAGAAUAUGUCACUGUAAAUGACUGCUAACAUGUUUACUGACACAUUAGGGAUCCAACUUUUGCAGUAUUGUUAUGUGAUCACCAGUGCCUUUGAGCAAAAAGUCUGCAGCAGUCUUGUACUAAAUGUCAGUAUUGGAAUUGUAACCAUUCCAAAAACACUGUAUUCUAUAGGCAGCAUGCUUAGUUUGUUUCCCAACUAGUGAAAAUGAGAAAAAGUAUCUGCUCCUCCAUAGUCUACAUUUCAGACAAUCACUACAGAGAAAAGGUGUUGUGUUCAGGUAAUAAUGAUUAACCUGUUACUAAACAGAAAUCUGUUUCUGUUUAGUCUUUGUUCUUAAUGCAUGUGUGGAAGACGUUACAUUCUGUUUACCUGCUGGUGCCUGUGCAUAGUGUGCAAUGCCUCACAGAAAGUGUCUCAGAGAGGGAGGAAUAAAAUCCUCAUUCACUUGAAUGGAAGUACCCCACUACUGCUGUUAAUGGGAUAUUGUAGGACUGAAUUUAUUCUUAGCAAAUGUUAACAUCUCAUGUGAGAUGGAUUAUGACAACUGUAUUGUGCUACUAGUAUUAUCAGUAUGGCAAGUGUGAAAUAUUUUAUCAUUAAAAAAAAAUGUAACUACCA